Nilaparvata lugens (brown planthopper) is the source of this 3443-nucleotide messenger RNA. RefSeq lists its product as uncharacterized. The transcript has 13 exons. Lineage: Eukaryota; Metazoa; Arthropoda; Insecta; Hemiptera; Delphacidae. Bases 317 to 2665 code for a protein of 782 amino acids. The record is from RefSeq and is a predicted model, not a curated record.
UUUUUGACAAGUGCCGCUGUCAAAUUUGUUGACAAUGCACAUGUUUACACUUUUCAUUUAUUUAUAUAAAUUAAUCUCUGUUAUGUAUAAUCUAUAUUGCUAUUGAAAUCUUGGAAUAUCAACUUAAAGUUAACUUUGAGGUUGUGUUCUCUUCAAAUUAUAAUUUUGAACAAUAUCGUCACUCAAAAUUGAUUUAUAAAUUUGCAUUUUCAAAAAGUAGUUUCAAUGUACUUAUAAUUUUUGUUUAGAAAUAGCUUCAAACCAUUCAAUUAAAAAAUAUUAUUCAACUAUCCUGGUAAACUCUACUGCUUCAAGGAUGGACACUGGUUUCAAUGAUUUGAAGUAUUUUCCAGAAGAAGAAUUAGAGAACAUAAUAGCUGAAGUACGUAAGAAGAGACAGCAGAAAUGGGAAAACCAUCUUGCAUCAAAAUCAUUAGCUCUAGGUUCGUCCAAUAUUGAUCAAAUGAUGGAAAUUUUUCAAAGUGAGAGGAAGAAUAAUUCGGAAGUAGUAGCUGAAGUCAGUUCCAAUAUUCACGAUAUUGAAAGAACUGAUUAUUGCCAAUGCAGAGACAACGGCUGUGAAUGUAUUAAGGAUAAAAUUGUUAAAGAUUGUGAUAUUGAUGAAAAACGUUCACCUAUCAAAGAAAAGAAGACUGCUACUUCAUCAAAAAACAAAAUUAAAAGGAUACAUGAAGACACAGAUAAUGAAGAGGCUAAAAUAUAUCUCAAUUGUGAUGAAACUAAACUGUGUGAGGCUCAUGAGCCUACUCACAGUGAUAUUUAUCCUAUUGAAGAGGAAUGUGAUGUGAUUUCAACAAGCGAACAAGAAAUUUAUGAGGAACUAAACACAAACCAGGAGAUUUUCACGACUGAAAAUGAUUCAAAUUUCUCCAGGAUUGAUUCUCUCAUUAUAAAUAGGUUGGAAGUAGACGAUGCAGUUGAAUUUGGGAAGGUCAUUGGGAAACAAGAUGUGACAUUUGAAGAGAGACUGGAGUUAAUCAACCCCACCAACUAUCAGAAUUGUUCAAAAGUAGAAUCGCUCUCCGAAAUUAAUUCAGAGGCCCAAUUCAGGGUGGAAAUUCCUGUUAUUGACAAGGAUCACCCAAAACCUGCAUCAAAACAAUACAAUAAAGCUCUACUCCUACCAGAAGAAAUUCUAUUCAGAUUGAGAAAUAUUUUGAAACGAUUGGUAACAAGCUUAGAGCAAUUCAAGAAACACAUCACAAAACAGAAAAAUGACGAAGAAGACGAAGACAAUGAAAGGAAAAUGAAAAGAGCAAAUGAGUUUGUUUCUUGGUUCUCUCGAAAUUACCUCUACCAGUUGAAAAGACAGUUGGAUUUAUUGAAGAAUGAGAGAAACAGUAAAUUCGACGAUCUCUACAAGAAAUUUUACCUGUCAUUUCAAACAACAGUUCAAGCCAUACAGGCUUGUCUGAAAUCAAGUGCUCACUCAUCAAUAGCUCCCUGCAAAAAGAUUGAUGAAUUUCUGAAGGAAACUAUGGCUCUGUAUGAUUAUUGUAUCGAAGAAUUGAAGCCAUCUCCAGAACUCGAGAAAAUGAAAUCGCUUACUAAUGAAGCUUGCAAAUUGUUGGAAGAACAUGUACAAGCAUUAGAAAAAGCUGAAGCAGCUGUUCGCGCCAAAGCUCAGCAUAAGAAGCGGACUGUUAAACAACCAAAAAGCAAUGUUCCCAAGAAACUUUCGAUGUACUGCAGCUCAAGUUUACCGAAAGAAUGUUGGGAAAAGAAAUCUUCGAAGCUGGCGAGGAAGAAAUUUGGACCUCCAAAACCGAAGAACGCACCAGCAAAAAGUAGCAAAGUAUCUCCGAAACCUAGUGAAAGGUCUUUGGGAGAUAAGCAAGAAAAAUUACCGCUGAGAGGUAAUGGAAAGAUGGGAUUCGGCUCUGAAUCUGAAAAAUUAAAAAGUAAUCAAAUCGAUGAAUUUGAAAAAUUGAAAAUGAACCAAAUUGAAGAUGCUCUGGCCAUGGUGAAACAUGAUUCAGUGCUUGAUAGCAAAUCAUUGCAAACUGUAAUUGAGAAUGAAAUAAAUGAUGAAGAAGAUUUGGCAAUACCUCUCCUUUUACCAUGUGAUAGUGGAAAGCGCUUCGAAUUAUUUCUACUUGCUAAUACAAUGACGGAACUGGAAAAACUACGUGGUAAAAUGGAUAAGGAAGAAGGUGCAAAUAAUGGCUCAAAUGAGGAGACUGUCAAGGAAACCUUGCAAAAAAUAGCAAAGCAAAUAAACGAAAUCUACAAGAGCUCUUCAGAUUUCAAUGAAAAUCUAUUGGACAAAAAUGCUCCUGAAGAUAAAGGUGAUGUCGCCAAUUCUAAACUCAUAUGUAUGAAGCAUGAUGAGAACUACCAGAAGAAACAAAGAAAAAUCGAAUACAACAAAGAUGGAAUCAUAUCAGAGGACGGUAAAAGCUUAUGUAUUCCGUUUUGUAUUGAUGACGAAACAAUAGAAUCUUGCAAACGUUAUAGAUGCGAAUUUGAGGAAUAUAAAAACUCGCUUUGUUGUGACCCUGAUGGCUUUUUGAAUCUGGUUGAAAGAUCUGCCGACUCUGUUAUUUUGAAACUGAUUGAUUCCAUUGCUGAAGAAAUGGAGGAAGGAAUGAGUUUACUAACAAACAAAUUAUAUGAACUAGAACUCAAAGAAGUUUGUAGUUGAUAGCAGAUCAAAUAAAAACUCAUUCCUUAUUGAGACUUGUGUUGAAUUUUUAUGAAAAUAAUUAUAGAAAACCUAACUAUAAAAGGCUAUUUGGAUGAGUAUAUUAUUUGUAAGUUUGUUAUCAUCAUAAGAAUGUAUUUUAAAGCAUGAAGCAUGUCUUCAGCAUAAGCAUUUUCUUACUCGUAGAGACCUAUACCUCAAAAUUUUCAACGAAAACCAUCACAUAUGUAUAUAUGCUAUUAUAAAGUAGAUUCCACCCAAUUAUUCAUCUAACAAAUCUUUUAAUUCGAAUAUUUGAGAUAGAUAAAAAUAUAAAAGUUCAAAAAAAGUUUGCAGCAAUAAUGUAGUUAUUUCAUAGACACACCUCGUAUCUAUCAUUCCACCAACUAUAUUCAUACUUGAAAUGUUGAUUUUAAUAAAGUUAUUGAUACAAGAAAACCUAGUCUGUUUUACUUGAAAUCCAUAAACCAAUUAUAGUAGCUCUACUUGGCAGGGUGUGAUGUAAAUCAAAAUAUCAUUUUCAAAAAUAAAAAAAUUAAAACACUUUAUUAAAAAAUAUAAAAAUGUAUCAAUCUUUAUAAAAAUUUAAACUCCAAAUCUCUAAACAAGAUUAGCUACUGAGCUCUGAUAUUAUGUCACAUUUUACCCCAUCUGAAUAAUAUUAAACUAAUUAUUAAACUUCAUAUCAAUUGAAAAAUAGUUCCUGGAAACAUUUUCCAACACCAAACUGUAAACCACCUCCACUAUUUACAAAAUUGAGUAAACUUGUGUUAAAAAA